Didymodactylos carnosus is the source of this 1626-nucleotide messenger RNA. The record is from the annotation of a GenBank genome assembly. Lineage: Eukaryota; Metazoa; Rotifera; Eurotatoria; Philodinida; Philodinidae.
AUGAAAAUGAAGACGCAGCUAGCGACAUUACCACCUAUUACAUCUGCUAUAGCUGUGGCGAUGGUAUGCGGUUGGGUUUAUGGUUAUAACACGGCAAUUAUAAGUGGCUUAAGUUAUACAUUAAUUACGAAUACAUACUUUAGUAAUACAAACAAUAGUGGAACAACAAGUGCACUACAAGGUCUUCUUACAGUGUGUAUUACGAUCGGCGCUGUAAUAGGUAGUUUUCUCGGUCCUUAUCUUGCCAACAUAUAUGGCAGACGACUAGCCUUAUUUAUUUGUGGCAUAUGUACUAUAAUACCUACUGUUAUAUUAGCCGUAACGAACACAUUUAUUGUUACAAUUAUAAUUAGAACCGUAUUAGGUAUUUCUGUUGGAUUUAGUUGUACAGUAGGACCAUUAUAUAUGGCAGAGAUAAGUCCAGUUUAUAUACGUGGUAGAACAGGUGUAUUAUACGAAGUAGGACUGUGUACUGGAAUAUUGUUAGCUAUGUUUAUUAACUAUAUUGUAACACCUGGAUUAACCGGUAGUGUCGAAAUAAAGCUAGAAACAUGGAGAUAUCAGUUAGAAUUUGGUUUAGGAGCUGUACCUGGACUACUACUGUGUAUAUUACCUAUCGUACUACAAGAAACAAGUAUACAUCAUCUAACUGCAAAAAAUAAGGUAGAAGCGAAUAAUAAUAAUAUCGAAGUAAAAAUAGAUAAUCCUCGAAUACACGAUAAUACUAAUGAGACUAACUCUGUUAGUUCUAGUAAUCAAAAAGAUAAUACAGAGGUUACACAACAAGCGAUACAACAUACGGCAGCUGUUGAUGCAACAUCGUCGGUAACAGCUAUAGGCCCUCGACACGGAUGGCGUACUUUAUUCACCACUAGACCAGGUUAUAAAUACUUAUUGGUAGCAUCUUUACUAUGUGUGACCGAUAUGUUGACAGGUAUUAAUGCUGCCUUCUAUUAUGCACCAUUGAUAUUUGAAGAAGCUAACUUAAAGAACGAAUUGCUAUAUACAUUCGCUACUGUCGGUACAUGGAAUUUGAUAAGUAAUAUAUUUCCUUAUUUCCUAGUCGACAGAUGGGGUCGAAGACCUAUAUUUUUACUAUCACUAUGUAUCAUGGCAGUAAGUACGCUGUUACUGGCAUUAAAUUAUAGUGUGUUUCCAAGUAAAGUUAGUUCACCAUUAGCAAUAGCAUUUCUACUAAUAUUUGUUGGUGGAUGGCAGUUAGGUACCGGUGCAUUAUUCUUCCUACUAGCAGCAGAAUUAUUUACUGAUUCGGUACGUGAAGAAGGUUUAACAUUUACAAAUGUGUUAUCGUGGUGUUGCAACAUUGCAUUCAGUUUUCUAUUUCCUGUCUUAACUGAUGCAAUACAUAUAAGCAAUGUAUUUUAUAUACAAUUUGCGAUCUGUUUAGUAUGUACAAUAUUAUCAUAUUUCUUUUUCUAUGAAACGAAAAAUCAAAGUUUUGCCGCUACACAAUUGCUCAUCAAACAAAUUAUGGUUCCGACAAAUGCACUCCAAGACUUGAAUGUGACAAAGUCAUUAGAAACUUCAUUUACAGCGAAAGAAUCCUACGAGAACUUCAAAGAGAUUUCCGAUACGGAUAAUGUUGGGAAAGUAGUCAUGUUCUAA